CUUUAGCGAGCGCAAAAACCGGCCUGGGGGCCUUACCGUCUUCAGCACCCUGAGGUGUCCCAAGGGGCGGAGACAGGGAAGAUGGAGGAGAGCGAGACCAAGAUUGCCCUCCUCCUCUCCCAUCUCACGGACCUCCUUGCGACAUGCAUCGCGCAGCAGGAGGACAUUCACAGCCUCGAUGCCGAAGUCAAGAGUGUUCGCAGCCGCCUGCACCUCGUCAGCAAAUGCAAGCACCACACGUACUUAUACUCCCGGUCGGGAGGCGCAUGCCAGGCAUGGCUGGACAAUCUCUUGUCCCAGUACAGGGUGGUCGCUGACGAGUUACACACGAAGAUCAACUGGGAAGACCUCAAGGCGGCGUGGUACAAGCGGUUCCAAGUGGAGCCGCCGGAAAUCAAGGCCAUGGACAAGCUCAUGACCUUCGAGCAAGGCUCGCUGCCAAGCGUCGACUGGAUUGCCGAGUACCAACGCUUGACAUCCGUCCCAGGUCUCCCGAUGGGCUUCAAAGCCAUCAAGCACUACUUCAUUUCGAGGUCGUGCCCGGCGUUGAGCAACGCCUUGACGCAUGUCGAGGACACACUGACAACGACGGCGCAACUGUUCGACAAGGCCGCACAGAUUAUCAUCACGAACAAGGAGGCGAAGAACCUCACUCGUGCUGCGGCAGGCCCGAGCAAGGACCAGCAUCGGCCCACGGUGGCCGUGGUUGCGGCGGCAUCGCCAAGCAGCCAAUCUAGCGAGGCGGAGUCUGCCAAUGAAGGAGACAGACUCGCAGCAACCCGGGAUGGUGGCCGCCCCGACCGAGGCCGAGGACACAGCGGGCUGCCCUACCAAGGGGAAGGGCAAGCAAGGAAACUGAGCGCCGCCGAGAGUGAGUCGACGACACUCUCGACGCCUUCGAAACCGGUUUCUUCGCGAGUGACCGGCCUUCAUUCCGGGGCGCAUGCGGAAGUCGACAAUCCUCUUCUCUAUUCUUUUGAGGACUAUGCUGCCCGGCUCGUUCCGGCGCUGGGAUCUUUUGCUCAAGGACAAGACGUGUGUGCGGCAUCUUCUCCGUCCGGCAACGGUUCUUCUUCGUCUUCAAGUGAUUCUUCACGGGAUUCGGCGCGCGGGUUCAACAUAGAGGAAUUGGACCCGCUCAAGUCUGGGGAUUUCGCAUGGCUUCCUCUCCCGACCACGGGCCGCUUACCGGGACCGCAAUGCGCAGCACUCUGUGCCCAUCUUCACAAGUACUUGUCCUUCUAUGCACCACCAACUUCACCGACGGAUGACGAGGUCGCGGUGGGGGACAUCUUGGCAUAUGUUACCAAGGUGGCCCGCGAGUUUCGCACACAGCGGUACGACGACAAUAAUGCACCGCUGAUGUAUGUCCGCAUCCAAGUUGGGCAGGCGUCCUGCAGCGCUUUGCUGGAUAGCAGCGCGACUCGCAACUUCAUGAGCCAAGCUUUUAUGCAAAGGGCUGACCUCGGCGUGCAGGUUCGGAGGAAGGCAAACCCGACGGCGAUCAAGUUGGCGGAUGGAAAGACGCAACAACUUCUCGACCGUUACAUCGAGGCCGUAUCGGUGUACUUCGCACCUCAUGCAUGCGAACCGGUCACGUUCGACAUCUUGGACACGGACUUCGAUAUCAUUCUGGGAAUGCCUUGGCUUGCAAGUGCGGAUCACACGGUCAACUUUCACCAGCGGACUCUCACCGUUCGCGACGCCUUCGGCGCCGAGGUGCCGUGUACUAUUCCUCUUCCGCACCCUUCGAUCCGGUGCCAAGUCGUGACGGCCAAAUCGUUCCGAACUACAUGUGCAUAUGAGCAACCCGAAGAGAUAAGCCUAUGUUUCUUGCGGACUAGCGCGGUAGCCGACUCUUCACCAUCGGACUUGUCUUCGGACCCUCGCGUGGUACGGCUGCUUGAUGAGUUCGCCGACAUCUUCGAGUCACCUACYGRUGUGGUGCCGGAUCGGCCGAUCUCUCACGAGAUCAUUCUUGAGGCCGGUGCCGUGCCGCCGAAAGGUUGCAUCUAUCUGAUGAGCGAGGAGGAACUGGAGGUCCUUCGCUCACAACUUGACGACUUGUUGGCCAAGGGCUGGAUCCGCCCUAGCAGCUCCCCAUAUGGAGCACCAGUUCUCUUUGUAAGGAAGAAGAACAAGGAUCUACGUCUGUGCAUCGACUACCGCAAGCUCAACGCCCAAACUGCGGCCAUGACCCACGAGUUUCGUGCUAUGUUGGAUCGGUUCGUGCUGGUCUACCUAGACGACAUUCUCGUCUACAGCCGGACUCUGGAGGACCAUCUUGAGCAUCUUCGACGUGUGUUGGAGACGCUCCGCCGUGCCAAGUACCAAGCCAACCGCGACAAGUGCGAGUUUGUCCGGCAAGAGCUUGAGUACUUGGGCCAUUUUGUCACACCAGAAGGCAUCAGCCCGCUAUCGGAGAAAAUUCAAGUCACCCAGGAGUGGCCGGAGCCGCGUAACGUCACGGAUGUCUGUUCGUUUCUUGGUCUUGCCGGCUACUAUCAGCGCUUCAUCAAGGGCUAUUCGAAGAUCGCGGCCCACUUGACCAAGCUUCAAUCUGAGGAUCGGCCGUUUGACUUCGACGAGGAUGCGCGGGAAUCUUUCUUGGCUCUCAAAGCUGCACUUUUGUCAGCGGAGGUCUUGCGAAUCUAUGACCCGGUAUUGCCCACACGCGUCACUACUGAUGCGUCCGGCUAUGGUAUUGGCGCUGUCCUCGAGCAACACGAUGGCGUGGACUGGCACCCGGUCGAGUAUUUCAGCAAGAAGGUGCCCGCCGUGCACUCUAUUGAUGACGCGAGAAAGAAGGAAUUAUUGGCCUUCGUACACGCACUCAAGCCCUGGCGGCAUUUCCUUCUUGGUAGACGGCAGUUCCGAUGGGUAAGAGACAACAAUCCGUUGGUCUUUUACAAGACCCAGGACACAGUCAACAACACCAUUGCCCGGUGGAUGACCUUCAUUGACCAGUUUGACUUCUUCCCUGAUCACAUUCCGGGCAAGUCAAACCGUUUUGCGGAUGCUCUUUCACCACGUCCGGACCAUUGCACCGCCGUCUACUCGACUCUCGAGAUUGAUAACGACUUGCGGGACAAUUUUAUCCGCGGCUACCAGGCCGACCCCGAGUUUCGCGACAAGUACGCAAAUUGUUCCUCGCCCAAUCCGUCACCUUCUCACUAUCGGAUCCAGGAGGGAUAUUUGCUUGUCCACUCGCGGAGGAAGGAUCUUCUUUGCGUACCGAGUGACCCUCACUUGCGUACACGGCUUCUUGGCGAGUUCCACGAUGCUCCCGCCACCGGACAUUUUGGCGUCAAUCGAACGAUUGGCCGACUUCGCGAGCGAUUUUGGUGGCCCGGUCUUCUCGACGACGUCACACGCUACUGCGAGUCAUGCGAGAUUUGUCGACGUUGCAAAUCCCGCAAUCAUCGUCUGUAUGGCGAGUUGCGACCACUACCGGUUCCCUUGUGCCGACGGGAGGCGAUUGCCAUGGAUAUCACUGGGCCAUUCCCCAAGCACAAGACCAGUAUGGAUGGGAUUCUCACGGUAGUCGAUCGACUCACCAAGUUUGCCAUGUUUUUGCCUUGUCGCUAUCAUGCCAAGGCACCAGAGUUGGCCGAGGUUCUCUACGCCGGUUGGAUUCGAACCAAGGGUUACCCCAAGGAAAUCGUCUGCAACCGCGACACUCGGUUCAUGUCUGAUUUUUGGUUGGUGCUCACCAAACGAUGGGGCUCAUCUCUCAAGCCUAGUUCAGCUCGCCACCCUCAGACGGAUGGCCAGACGGAGAGGGCGCACCAGACGGUACAGGUUCUCCUUCGCACUCUCAUCCGUCCCGAUCAGAAGGAUUGGGUUGAGCGGCUGUCGGAUGUCGAAUUGGCCUACAAUUCGUCCAUCCACCUGGCUAUUGGGAUGUUGCCUUUCGAGUUUGAGCAUGGCUCUCCGGUCACUUUUCCGUUGGACACCAUCGUUCCACGCACGGCUGAGAGCGACGACCAUCUCCUUUUCUUGCGUCGGAUGCAAGAGCUUCUUGUCAAGGCACGCAAUCAGAUGGCAAAGACGCAGCAACGCAUGAGCCAGCAGGCCAAUCGCCAGCGUCUUCCUUGUUCAUUCCGCGCCGGCGACCUCGUGUGGGUUUCCGCCGCGGAAUUCAGCCUUAAGCAGGAUAUCUCUCGCAAGCUCCUCCCGAAAUGGAUGGGGCCAUGGCCGAUUGUAGCACCUGUUGGGGAUGCACCUGAGGGACCUUCCUUCACAGUUAAGGUGCCCGCCCACUUGCCCGUCUACCCAGUUUUCCAUUGCUCCAAGUUGGCGUUGUACACACCAGCAGACCAGGAUGACUUUCCCGGGCGACGAUUGCAAGACCCACCCUCUAUGGACGGCUUUGAGGAGGUUGGUGACAUCAUUUCCCAGCGACGCUACGGUAGCAAGCCGACCGAGUAUCUGGUACACUUUGCGUAUUGCACCCACCGAGCCGACCGCUAGUUGACCCGUGCGGAACUCCAAGCGACAACUCCAGAUGUUCUCGUAAGGUAUGAACGAAAGAUAUAAGGCAAGCCGGUAUC
This is a messenger RNA of Chara braunii, 4553 nucleotides long. The record is from the annotation of a GenBank genome assembly. Lineage: Eukaryota; Viridiplantae; Streptophyta; Charophyceae; Charales; Characeae.